Molecule: messenger RNA, 2357 nt
Organism: Dimorphilus gyrociliatus
Lineage: Eukaryota; Metazoa; Annelida; Polychaeta; Dinophilidae
Source: the annotation of a GenBank genome assembly
AUUGAUUAUCAACAGGCCUCAGCAAUGUGUAUAUUUUCCACCGAUCAUAAUAUAUCCUAUUCUACGGGCCUCCUAAUCCUAACUCAAUAGAAUAUUUUUCGCUUCAAAUUUGAAUGUAGAUGGUAAAUAAUUGAAAUUAACUUGACUUUGACGUAUAUUGUCUUCAUUGUUAAUUAACUUCAAUUAUGACAACUAUGGCCGAAGAUUUUACUCAGCUGGCUCACGCAAUUAAGUCUCUGGAGAGAACAAUCAGGCAAAACAAUUUAAUAUUAAAUGGUAAACAACCGUCGAAACGUAUAUCUACUGAAACGGACAGCCGUAAGGCAGUGAAAUUGAAGGCAUUACCUUCCGAGGAUGCAAUAGAAGAUGAUGAGAUUAUUAACAGGGUUUGUCUGCUUCGUCUGUUUAUCAGUUCGCAAAUAAGUAUAUACAGUUCGUAGUAGUUUCGCGUAAAUAUAUUUAAAUAAAAAAAAAAUGUUUAUUCAGAAGUCUUAUUAACUCAGCCUAAAUCAGUUUUGGUGCUAUAUAAUCCUAGGUGUUUCGUAUUAAUAAACCGGUACUAAUCGAUUUUUUUCUUGUCGAAUCGAUCAUUUAAGGUUGAUAUUGUUGUUAUUAGUAAACCAUGGAUAAUCAGACAAAUAAAAAGGUGAGAUAGACGUAAUGAAAGGUUUAUUUAAGCACAGCGAAGCUGAUUACUAUAUACAAGAACAAAGGAAGCUAAGAAAUAUGGAACAAAAUCGAACAGCAAUUUUAUUUUCGUUACAGCUUCCUAGAGGAUAAAACAAUCGAUAAUAUAAUGUAUCCUUUAUUCUCCAGCGGGAGGUCUAUAUUAGGGUAGUUUUCCUCAAAUUGGGCGAAAUCGAUACGCUUAAGGAGAAAUACGCCGCUGACGUUUUCUUUCAAGCUCGCUGGAGAGAGGAAAGGUUCGAUAACAAGGACGAGAUAGAAGAAGACGAUAUUGUUUGGGAUGAGUAUUGGUCACCUAAGCUUUCUAUUGAGAAUUUACUUAAUUCUACAUUAAUGGAUGUGUGGAGAUUAGUUGAGAAAGACGAGAAUGGACAUGCGUAUAUAACAGAGAAGCACAGAAUAAACGGAACUUUUGCAGAGUCGCUUGAGUUAAACGAGUUUCCGUUCGAUACUCAGGAUUUAACUAUUAAAGUCAUAACUGAAAGAUCGGAAGCGGAAGUGCAGCUAUGUGCCGAUAAGCAUGAAAUAUCUUCAGUCAAUAAUCAAUCAUUCGUCGACGAACAAGAAUGGAGAUUGCAUAGUGCUGUAAUGACAUGGAAUGUUGUAACGGCUAAAGUUUAUAAGAAUAGAAGACAUAAGCAUCCUGCCUUAUGUUCAGCGUGUAAGGUCACAAGAAGGCCCGAAUUUUUCAUAUGGAAUAUUCUUGUUGUCAUGAUGUUUAUCUGCAGUCUGGCUUUUGCUACAUUUACUGUCGAUUAUAAAUUACCUCAGAAUAGACUGCAAUUAACUUUUAUCUUACUGUUAACAACUGUUACAUUCAAGUUUGUCGUAAACCAAAGUUUGCCAAAAAUAUCCUAUUUGACUUAUUUAGAUAAAUAUAUACUUACGUCAAUGACGAUCCUUAUCUCGAUAUGUGUUUGGCACGCCAUCGUACCGAAACUGGGAUUAGAUGACGAAGAUUCGGAAGAGGCAGAUAAGAUUGCCCUUGGGGUGCUCGGUGCCAUCUAUCUUGUCUUUCAUAUUUUUUUUGGAUUCUGGAUUUCUUGUGCGGUUUGUAUUAAGUUUUUAGUUUUUAUCAGAUUUCCCUUUUUUUUAUUUGAAGAAAAGAGGGAUUAUCAAUUCCUAGAAUAUUUUAUCAAACUUUUUUUUCUUAAUGAAAAUCUAGUCUUUGAAGAAGAGGCUUAAUAUUCUUAAAGAGGAUGCGGAUUACCUCGUAAGUUGUUAUUUCUUUAUAAGAGUAUACAGUAUACAAUAAAAGUGGCGGAUAAUGAUCAAUUUCCGCUUAAGAAACUCAUUUAAUAAAUUCUCAUCGAUUUACGUCUUUUGAAUGACAAUCAAAGAUUAUCCUUUCAGGCUAAAAUCAAUGGUAAAAGCCCCAAGAAAGUUGCCCCAUCUGAUGAACCAAAUCAAGAUCUGGCUUAAUCUUUCAACGGAAAGGAUAAAGAUUCCAAUAAAAAAUACUUCAAUUAUUGACAUUUGUGUUCUCUUUUUCCAUUUUUUAUAUUAAAUAUCUUGACGAUUAUAUUGUAUUUCUUAUUUCAAAGGGAAAAAUUGCCUUGAUUGUUAUUUUAAUAAUUACAAGUCGAUAUUCAAAUUUUAUCAUCAAUUGUGUAUUAUUAGUCUUACUUCGUUUCGUUUGUUUGAUGGCAAAAUAAAAGCUUGAAAGAUUC